This is a messenger RNA of Rodentolepis nana, 2547 nucleotides long. NCBI's taxonomy places the organism in Eukaryota, Metazoa, Platyhelminthes, Cestoda, Cyclophyllidea, Hymenolepididae. The record is from the annotation of a GenBank genome assembly.
AUGUCCUCUUCCACCCAGACCAAACGCAUUAACUUUGAGGAUUUCAAAUUUGAUUUCAGUGGUGGAGAUAUUGAAGGCAAAUAUGCCAUAGAUCGUCCAAUCUACGAGUGGAAAAGUCGAAGCUUUCUCAGAGUUAAAUUAUUUACCGAAGACAAUCGCGAUAGAGCUGAAAAUGAAAUUCGAAUUCUAAAGAAACUUCAAGGAAGCCCCUAUGUUUACAAAAUUUUGGCCUAUAUACAUGGCUCGCAGGUAGACAUUUCUUUAUGCACAAACCCUGAACUGCUUCUCAAUUAUAAGAAAUAUGAUUACGCAGUAGAUAUGUGGGCAGCUGGUUGCAUUCUUGCAGGUUCCAUUUUCCAAAGAACGCGCAUUUUCAGUGCAAAAGAGGAGGAGAAACAGCUGCUUAAAAUAGCAAAUAUUUUAGGUGGGAAAGAAUUGAUCGAUUGCAUCAAGAAGUAUGAAAUUUCAGUGGAUAAAGGAUUGCAACGGAGCAUUCGAAAGUGUCAGGGGUUGGGAUACCAAUAUUUUAAAAAAGGAGGUUGCGAAGAACUAAUAACUCAAGAAGCGAUUGAUUUGGUGAAAAAGUUGCUUGUUUAUGACCACAAGAAACGUCUGACAGCUAAAGAGGCACUUGAUCAUCCAUAUUUUUCGAAAAUUCGCGAAGGAAAUCUGACCGCAAUUGGAGAUACAACUAAAGAUAGUGGCGUUGAACAACUCUGUGAACUUAUAAAUAAACAAAUGUCAGUAACAGAGGAUGAUAAUUAUCCAACUAUAGAUAUCAGCAGGAAACUUGGCCACGGAACCCAAAUUGGCUACUCUCGUAAAAUUAAGAUAUUGGAGACAUUGAAAGGAUGUCCAAACGUGAAUCGUUUCCUAGGCUCAGUGGUUUGGGACACUGACACUUUCUUUCUUUUCUUUGAGUACAUAAAUGCGACUCCUUGGCAUACAAUUUAUAUUAAACUUUCGGGUGAGGAAUUACGAAAUUAUCUUCGACAAAUGUUUACGGCCCUCGAAGGUUGUCACAGUCGUGGAAUAAUGCAUUGCGACAUUAAGCCCAAUAAUUUUCUAAUUGAUCACUUAAGACGAAAAGUGUAUCUCACGGACUGGGGUCUAUCUACUUUUUACGAAGGGGACACAUUUUAUAACACUGGAAUUGGAUCAUUGCCUUACCUCAGUCCUGAGCUAUUGGUUAACUACCCGAAAUAUAAUUUCUCGAUAGAUAUUUGGCCUAUGGGCUGUAUAGUGGCAGAGGCAAUAUUUCGAAAACGAUUCAUAUUUGAUGCAGGGAGACAGGACUAUCUGCUAGAGGAGAUACUGAAAGUGCUUGGAUCUGAAUGUUUAUUGAAGUUUUGCCGGGAUUAUCAUAUUAACAUUCUUCCCCAACAAGUGGAUUGCCGCUACUUGGGUCAUAAGCGGCAACAGUGGUCACAGUUCAUCACAGAUGAAAAUCGAGAAGUUGCUACUUCAGAAGCUGUGGAUUUGGUGGAAAAGCUUCUUGUUUUUGAUCCCAGCUCCCCAAAUAAUUUGCUUGUCGCUAAGGAAGAUGGUUUAGUUCAUCUAUUCGAUACCUCUAAAGAAGGCCCAGAAGGCCUUUUAAAAUGCACGUACUAUUAUUAUUCUGCUCACGAAAAUGCCAUAUUUAGCGUAAAGUGGGUUAAUUACGGGAGUCAGUUUUUAACUGGAUCUGGAGAUCAGACCAUCAAGCUUUUUGACGCUGAAAGUGGAACAUGUAUUAGUGUGUAUCUUGGUCACAAAAUGUCCAUUCGAUCUAUGGCGAUAUGGCCACUAAAUAAAAAAAUUUUUGCCUCUGUUUCUCGAGAUGGUUCGAUUCGAAUUUGGGAUUUGCGUUCUCAAAAUGCGAUUGGUGUUGGUAGUGCUUUUCAUUUACAAGGUUGCCACCUUCCUGUUACGUCCAAUCCCGUUCGCCGUUCUCGUGCAGCUUCUCGACGUUCAGCAACUGAUGCUCACACUAUUACCUCCGUUGUAUUUGCAAGGGACUAUGAACUCGUUACAGCAGGAUCUACUGAUGGUGUUAUUAAAAUCUGGGAUAUUCGAAAAUUUGGACCAUUAAAAAAGAAUCCACCACAGCCUCUUGUUUCUCUCCCUUACAAGGGAAUUUCUAAGAAACAGUGCGGUUAUUCUGAUUUGAUUGUGGAUUCUGUCCGAAGUCAUCUAUUUGCAAGCUGUAUGGAUCACAAUAUCUAUAAAUAUGAUCUUAACUCCACUUCUACUCGUCCUGUCAUGCUCUAUACGGGCCAUGUAACAGGAUCAUUUUAUAUCAAGAUGUCUCUGAGUCCAGAUGACUCCUAUCUUGCCACAGGAAGCGCAGACUCAAAAGCUUACAUUUACUCAGUGGACAAACGUGUUCAACACCCCUGCAUUCUCUCCGGACACCAAAGUGGUGAGGUCUCUGUUCCACGUUGGUGUGUUCAUGACCCCACUCGAAUAGUCACCCUAUCUGAUAGUGGCCAACUUUUUGUUUGGCAGAUGUUCCCCGCUCGGGAGUACACUAUGCCUGUUCCCGGACAACAUGCUGGUGAGUCCUGA